AUGGUUAUAAACAGGAAUGUGCCUAACGAACCUUACGAUAGAAAAGAGGACCAAAGAGCAACAAAAACCUUAAAUUUGGUAUGUCUAAAAACAAAUCAGCAAGUAGACGAUGACAGAUGGGAUGGGAAAGAAAAUGUUAUGCCAAUAUUAUCGGAAGCUGGACCAUCAAAAGAUGUCAUUGGCCAAAAUGUAAAAAAUACGGAUGAGAGUGAUAAAUCUAUUGUAUUCCAAAACAUUCUUAGAGAAAAAGACUCAGGGUCAUUUAACGUAGAAGAUAUGCCUAUUGUUUUUGCCGACUCAUUAGAUUUACAAUAUCAAGACGAAGUGACUAUCACAAGCUCAGACUUUUUAAAGCAAGAAGAGAUAAAGAAAGAUACUAAAAAGAAAGAAGAAAUAAAAAUCAUAUCAGUUAUUAAAUUACCAUUGCCAGCCCCUAAGUAG
Molecule: messenger RNA, 441 nt
Organism: Parnassius apollo (apollo)
Lineage: Eukaryota; Metazoa; Arthropoda; Insecta; Lepidoptera; Papilionidae
Source: the annotation of a GenBank genome assembly